This is a messenger RNA of Phaethon lepturus (White-tailed tropicbird), 1782 nucleotides long. RefSeq names its product C2CD2-like (gene C2CD2L). Gene Ontology annotation, cellular component: cytoplasmic side of apical plasma membrane. Bases 1 to 1782 code for a protein of 593 amino acids. NCBI's taxonomy places the organism in Eukaryota, Metazoa, Chordata, Aves, Phaethontiformes, Phaethontidae. Gene Ontology annotation, biological process: positive regulation of insulin secretion involved in cellular response to glucose stimulus. The record is from RefSeq and is a predicted model, not a curated record. The transcript has 14 exons. Gene Ontology annotation, molecular function: phosphatidylinositol transfer activity; phosphatidylinositol binding.
AUGCCGAGUUCGGUGCAGAUCACCUUUGAAGAGGGUCCUCAGUUACCGCCGGCCGCAAAUAUAAGUCGUGUGACGUGCGAGGGACAGUCAGACCGCAGCAUGGUGCUAUACUGCCAGCUGUCAGCUGAAGCUGUGAAAUUCCCCGUCUCUGUUACGCAGCAGUCCCCAGUUGCGGUUUCUGUGGACACCUAUCGUGUCACUUUGGCUGUGCUGCAGGCUCAGGUGGAGAUCCGCUUGGAGGAGAUACAGAACGAAGGUCUGCUGGUGUCGUGGACGUUCAAGGACAGACCAGACUUGAACCUUUCGGUUCUUCCGAGACUUCAGCUCCGUGAGAAGAAUGAAGGGAGAGUGGAUCUGUCCACCAUAAAGGAUCUGAUCGAGGAUACCAUUGUCAGCACGCAGCCGGCCAUGAUGGUGAAUCUGAAGGCCUGCACGGCUGGAGCCGGUGCGAUACCUGGCAAUAAGGUGACUCGAGAGUCCCCGUCUAGAGUAGCAGCGGCCCCUCUGGGUUCUAAGCUGUUGCUCCGGAAUCUUCGAGUGCUGAACUUGGGCUGCCAGGGGAAGGGAGGAGUCGGGGAGAUAUGCUGCGUGGCGGAGCUGGACAGCCCCCCGCAGCAGAAGCGGACGAGACCAGUGACGGCUGGCGGAAUGGAGUGGAACGAGGAGCUCUUUCUGGAAUUGGGACCUAGCAGUAAAGAGCUGAAGCUACGGGUGUUGGGCAACGGUGACGGAGGGGCAAACGUGCUGCUGGCACACGCCACGCUUUUGCUUGACUCUUUGGGCAAACGGCCGUCUGGGAGACAGGUCUGCUCGCUGGCCCCAGGAGCUGGGCAGUCACUGGCGGCUGAAGCUACCGUUAUGUUGGAGCUGCAAUUCCAGGAGUCUUCCGCAUCUUUGAAUGCUCAGCACGCCACAUCUCUGCGAACCAGCAUCACCCCCACUAAGAAGGUGGAGAUGGACCGCACCAUCAUGCCUGAUGGCACCAUCGUGACUACUGUCACCACGAUUCAGUCCCGGCCCAAGGCGGACUGCAAACUGGACUCGCCAUCGAGGUCGCCUUCCAAGGUGGAAGUGACUGAAAAGAAGACAACGGUGCUUUUGGAGAGCGGCUGGCCUCGCGCAUCGGUAUCUUUCUCAUGCUCAGGGGAUAGCCUCGUGCCCAACGGCUUGGAUCCGGUGGCAGAGACAGCGAUACGGCAGCUGACGGAGACGAAUAACAAGCCCGCCAAGAAGACCCCAACCAAGCGUAGCACGCUGAUCAUCUCGGGAGUUUCCAAGGUACCUAUCGGUCAAGAUGAAAUGGCACUUUCUCUGGGUUACGCCGCAUCCCUGGAGGCUAUGGCGUACAGCGAUCCCGCGGCAGAGGGCGCCGUGGACCAGAUGCGCGAUUCUGCCGAAUCGUCGCGGACGCUGGAAGCGUCGCCGUCGGGACAAAAGGCUGGUCAGGAGCUGGAUGAGACGACGCGAUCGGACAUCUCUGAGAGACCGUCGGUGGAAGAUGUUGAGUCUGAAAUGGGCUCCACGGGAGCCCUCGAGACCAGGAGCUUGAAAGAUCAUAAAGUUAGCUUUCUUCGGAGUGGUACCAAGCUCAUCUUCCGGAGAAGGAGCAAGCAGAAGGAAGUGGGCCUGAGCCAGUCGCACGAUGACUUGUCCAACGUCGCCGCCACCUCUGCCACCAGGAAGAAAGCCGGCAGCUUCUCCCGCCGCCUCAUCAAGCGCUUCUCGUUCAAGUCUAAACCCAAACCCAAAGCUAGUGAUGACAUGACAGCAGGUGAGAACUAA